This is a messenger RNA of Ceratitis capitata (Mediterranean fruit fly), 342 nucleotides long. Its product is annotated as COX assembly mitochondrial protein 2 homolog. Bases 24 to 314 code for a protein of 96 amino acids. The transcript is spliced from 2 exons. The record is from RefSeq and is a predicted model, not a curated record. Gene Ontology annotation, cellular component: mitochondrion. NCBI's taxonomy places the organism in Eukaryota, Metazoa, Arthropoda, Insecta, Diptera, Tephritidae.
AUGAAAUUGACAUUUAAGUUUGUAUGCAGAAUCUAAAGAAAGAUAUAAGAUUUGUAUUGUUUUUAUUUUCAACUGAAAGCAUGCAUACGGAUUUAUCGCCACAUCUGCAUACAUCGGAGUGCAAUUCAUUAAUCGAGCAACUAAAUAAUUGUCAUUCAGAAAACAAGUUCGCCAAAUUUCUAGGUGUCUGCAACGACAUUGAUUCCCUAUUAGUGAAGUGUUUGAAAAGAGAACGUCAAGCGCGAGCUGCAGCGAAUCGUGCUAAAGCCGCCGACCGACAAGCACGCUUGAGGGAGCGUCUGCUUUCUCAAUAAACAUUUUCAUUUACCAUCUAAAAACAGC